AUGCCAGCCCAACAGAAGAAAGUGAUAUUUUGCAUAGCUGGGGUGUUAAGCUUUGCUUGUGCUCUAGGCAUUGCAGCAGCCAUCGGAACUCAGUUAUGGAUCAAAGGAACAAUACUGUGCAAAACUGGAGCUCUGCUUGUCAACGCUACAGGACCAGAACUGGAGAAGUUUAUUGGUGAAAUUCAGUAUGGGCUUUUCUAUGGGGAGCGUGUUAGACAAUGUGGGCUAGGAGGGAGACCUUUUCGAUUUUCAUUUUUUCCAGAUUUGCUCAAAAUUAUCCCUGCAAGUAUCCAUGUAAGUGUCAUUCUCUUCUGUACAGUACUGAUAGUCUUUGCUCUGGUGGGAACAGGUUUCUUCAUGUACAAUGCAUUUGGCAAUCCUUAUGAAACUCUGCAUGGUCCAGUAGGGUUAUAUCUUUGGAGCUUCAUUUCAUGUUCUUGCAGUUGUCUCAUCAUGAUACUAUUUUCUUCAGAAGUGAAAAUUCACCACCUCUCUGAGAAAAUUGCAAAUUACAAAGAGGGAAGUUUCAUCUUUAAAACUCACAAUGAACAAUUUCAGGAUUCAUUCUGGAUCAUCCUGGUUUGCUCCUUGGUGCACUUCCUGAAUGUUUUGCUAAUACGGCUUGCUGGAUUUGAAUUUCCUUUUUCAAAAUCUAAAGAGUCAGAGACAACAACUAUUGGAGCAGUUGAUCUCAUGUACUAGCCUGAUGUCAAUUUUUAAUAACAUUUCAAGCAAAAAAGGUUAAUCUCAGAUACUUUCAACAAUGACCAAAUCUAUCUGGUUUUACAUGAUUAAUUUGAAAGACAUUAAAAUCAAGAAGAAAUCUAAAAUAAAUGUCAACACAGUAAAUACAAUAAAGGCAUAGUAUGCAUGGUCCUCAUUAGGACUAGAUCAAGAUAUCCUUACUCCCAUCAUGUAGUACCUUGUCAUGACAGCAGUCCCAUUUGUUUCAAUGGGAUUAUGAAAGAAAUAAGAUAUAACAGUGAUCUUGGCCCUAUGUACUUUAAUAAAGGAGGAAAGCAAACAUUUCCAUUAGCAGUACAGCAUUUGCUUAUAUCUGUAAAGGUAGUGGUAUAUUGGAAUGACUGCUACUAAUGUUUUAUGUAGUAAGACUGGACUAAGAAUUCCACUCCGGCCAACAAAUGAAAAGUGGUGAGUGCACCAGAAAGCUGUAAACACAAAAUGAAAGAAAACAGAAUGUAUUGUUGCAGCUUAAGUAACAAAUUUAGGGCCCAUACCUGCAAAACAAGGUGAUGAAUUCUCUCACUCAAGUACAAUGACCACGAGUAAUGUUCAAAACCAUGCUGGGGGGCAGGGGCGGUUAUUCCAAACAGGAGGGGGGAGAGGAGGAGAAAUCUACAGAAUAUGUAACCAAACUAGCAGGCUGCAUACCCAAUUGCUUGCAGUGCCUUGAUAGUUACAAAUGCUCCAUAUUUGAGGGUCUGGGAGUUGGGUA
Molecule: messenger RNA, 1456 nt
Organism: Dermochelys coriacea (leatherback sea turtle)
Lineage: Eukaryota; Metazoa; Chordata; Testudines; Dermochelyidae
Gene: CLRN1
Product: clarin 1
Exons: 3
Coding region: 1-702 (233 amino acids)
Biological process (GO): equilibrioception; sensory perception of sound
Source: RefSeq, a predicted model, not a curated record